AUGGCAACUGCUUCAGCAUCUCGCCCGGCCCCAGGCCGCCAGAGGACCGGAAGCAGCUUGAAAUCUGGCUUCCCUGGGUGUCUUGCUGGGAGCACUGGGCCUGGCCUCCAGCCAGACCCACGAGAUCUCACCCGGCUUUUCCCAGCCCAGGAGAGUCGCCGCGAGGCGCGGGAGUCCCAGGGACGGGAGGGUACACUGGGGACCUUCGUGCCCGCCUUCUCCAACUUUGAUGUGACAGAUUCCUCACCUACAGAGGGCCUGCUGAUCAAUAAUAACUCCUAUGGUUUCUUGUCAUCAACUCACCUUCCACAAACUCCAGAAGAGCCUGAUGAGGUUAUUGCAGUAAAGAUGGAGGAGGAAGAGCAGGGUUCUAGUCUCCACUGAAAUAGCUGCUACAGCCCAGACACUUUCCGUCAGCAUUUCAGGCAUUUUCACUAUCAGAAUUCCCCUGGGCCCCGGGAGGCUCUGAGUCAGCUCCAAGAACUUUGUUGUUGUUGCUGGCUGAGGCCAGAGUUGUACUCCAAGGAGCAGAUCCUGGAGCUGCAGGUGCUGGAGCAGUUCCUGGCCAUCCUGCCCGAGGAGCUGCAGAUAUGGGUACAGAAGCACCAUCCUGAGAAUGGAGAGGAAGCUGUGAUUCUGCUGGAGCAAGUGGAGAGAGAGGCUCAUGGGCCAGCUGGGUCUUUUUUUGGACUAAGAAAGGCCGCAGCUGUGGAUGAGCUGGUAGCUUGGGAAAUCACUCCGAAAUUACCAAGAAGCCAGCGGAAGCCCUUGAAGCAGCCUCAGCGGCCAUCGUGGGAACUGCACCCCUUAAGCCAGCAUGAUGAAGACACCAAAACUAUAAAUGGGAAAUCUGCUUCAAGGAAGAAAACUUUCUCAGGUGUGGACCUGCAUUGUGAUGUUUCUAGCACAUUUCCUAUGAAUGCUUCCCCAAGUUUCACAUCUAGAGGAACCUGGGAGCAAGAUGGCAGGUUUGAAAGAAGACAGGGAAACCCCUCUCGAAGAAAACAACACAAGUGUGAUGAAUGUGGAAAAAUCUUUAGUCAGAGCUCAGCCCUUAUUUUACAUCAGAGAAUCCACAGUGGGGAGAAGCCAUAUGUGUGUGACCGGUGGGCGAAAGCUUUCAGCCAAAGUGCCAUUCUGAUUCAGCAUUGAAGAACUCACACUGGGGAGAAGCCCUUUAAGUGUCAUGAAUGAGACAAAGCCUUUAGUCAGAGCUCUAAUCUUUUCCGACAUCGAAAAAGACACAGGACAGAAAAAGUCCCAUCAGUGUGUCAUGAGGGAAUCAAAGCACAUACUCAGAGCUUUCGCAGAAUAAGAAAAGACAAGGGCGUAACUAGCCUGACGCCAGAUGACCAUGCAUUCUGCAAAUUCGCGGUGGCAUCCUCCUCCAAGCACCUGCUUGGCCUUGGUAAGGUAGAGCAUUGCAACAUUCGCAGCGGGAAGCGAAAUACAAGCUGCAUUCUGGUACAAAGCCUUGCCUCCCCUGACAAACCUGUAGUCCAUGGCAAGUUACACAUCAGUGCUUCACUUAUCUUGGCUGUGAAAUGGGCAAACUAA
Dipodomys spectabilis (banner-tailed kangaroo rat) is the source of this 1557-nucleotide messenger RNA. Its product is annotated as zinc finger protein 396-like. The transcript is spliced from 6 exons. NCBI's taxonomy places the organism in Eukaryota, Metazoa, Chordata, Mammalia, Rodentia, Heteromyidae. The record is from RefSeq and is a predicted model, not a curated record.